CAAGACCAAGUCUUAAUAGCAACUUCCCUUCCUUAGCAGCCUAAACUUUUUUUUUUUUUUCCUUGUGGCUGGAAAGAAGUGUCACAUUUUGCUCAUUCCCAAGCCUCCCCCACCCCCUUCCCAGACAACGUGCGUGGUGAGCAGGGGGUGCUGUGAGCUACCUCCAGCCUCCUCUGGUGACUGCUGUAACUUUCAACUCCUCUCGUUGUAACGCUAUGAAGUUCCUCGGGAAGCCCAGGAGCCAGCCAGCUGCUUUUCUACCUCUUUGCUGGCUUUUUUUGAGGAUUCUGCAACCAGGGCACAGUCACCUUUACAACAACCGCUAUGCUGGUGAUAAGGUGAUAAGACUUAUUCCCAAAACAGAAGAGGAAACAUAUGCACUGAAGAAAAUACAUCACCAAUUCAAGGUGGACCUGUGGCAGCCCAGCAGUGUCUCCUAUGUAACAGAAGGAACAGUUACUGAUGUCCAUAUUUCUCAAAAUGCUUCCCGAGCCCUGUUAGCCUUCUUACAAGAAGCCAACAUCCAGUACAAGAUUCUCAUAGAAGAUCUUCAGAAAGUGCUGGAAAAUGGAAACAGUUUGCCAACCCAGAGAAACAGAAGAUCCCUGUCUGAAUAUAAUUAUGAAGUGUACCACUCCUUAGAAGAAAUUCAGAGUUGGAUGCAUCAUCUGAAUAAAACUCAUUCAGGCCUUAUUCAUAUGUUUUCUAUUGGAAGAUCAUAUGAAGGAAGAUCGCUGUUUAUUUUAAAGCUGGGCAGAAAAUCACGAGCUUACAAAAGAGCUGUCUGGAUGGACUGUGGUAUUCAUGCGAGAGAAUGGAUCGGUCCUGCCUUUUGUCAGUGGUUUGUGAGAGAAGCCCUUCUAACAUAUAGGAGUGAUGCAGCCAUGAGAAAAAUGUUAAAACAUCUGUAUUUCUAUAUCAUGCCUGUCUUUAAUGUUGACGGAUACCAUUUUAGCUGGACACAUGAUCGAUUUUGGAGAAAAACAAGGUCAAGAAACUCAAGGUUCCACUGCCGUGGAGUAGAUGCCAAUCGUAACUGGAAAGUGAAGUGGUGUGAUGAAGGGGCCUCUAUGCACCCUUGUGAUGAUACCUACUGUGGCCCUUUCCCAGAAUCUGAACCAGAAGUGAAGGCUGUAGCUAACUUCCUCCGAAAACACAGAAAGCACAUUCGGGCUUACCUCUCCUUUCAUGCAUAUGCUCAGAUGUUAUUGUAUCCCUAUUCUUACAAAUACGCAACAAUCCCCAAUUUUAGCUGUGUGGAAUCUGCAGCUUAUAAAGCAGUGAAAGCACUUGGAUCAGUAUAUGGGGUACGAUACAGAUAUGGGCCUGCCUCCAGAACAUUGUAUGUAAGUUCUGGUAACUCAAUGGAUUGGGCUUACAAAAAUGGAAUACCCUAUGCAUUUGCCUUUGAACUACGUGACACUGGGCAUUUUGGAUUUUUACUCCCAGAGAUGCUCAUCAGACCUACCUGUACAGAGACCAUGCUGGCUGUGAAGAAUAUCACAAUGCACCUGCUAAAAAAGUGUCCUUGA
This is a messenger RNA of Urocitellus parryii (Arctic ground squirrel), 1532 nucleotides long. It is a transcript of the gene Cpa6, whose product is annotated as carboxypeptidase A6. NCBI's taxonomy places the organism in Eukaryota, Metazoa, Chordata, Mammalia, Rodentia, Sciuridae. Gene Ontology annotation, molecular function: zinc ion binding; metallocarboxypeptidase activity. Gene Ontology annotation, biological process: proteolysis. The record is from RefSeq and is a predicted model, not a curated record.